This is a messenger RNA of Ciona intestinalis (vase tunicate), 530 nucleotides long. NCBI's taxonomy places the organism in Eukaryota, Metazoa, Chordata, Ascidiacea, Phlebobranchia, Cionidae. The record is from RefSeq and is a predicted model, not a curated record.
GUAUUUUUCGGCAGCCUGUAGCUCUACGGUUUAAAAUAAAUCCGGAAACACUGACAAACGUGAAGGUCGGCAAACUAUUCACGAAUUUUGCGUUUCGACAUUUUUCGAUUUUCAUUUCGAAACAUUAAAAUGGCAUCUAGUUCUGGUGUUAAGCUUUUUUCGGGAGUCCUGAAAUCAUUUUCUUCACGUCAAAUUUACUCAAGAAAUUUCGGUGCUUCAUCAAUUGCAUUGGGCAAGCUGGACCCCGUGCAACAAAUCUUUGUUGACCAGAUCAAAAAGUACAAGGAUUUAAGUGCCAAGCAAGGUGGUGGUCCAGUUGAAGUGGGUCCAGAUUACAAACAAAGUAAAGACGAUGCCAUUGACCGAUUGUCAAAGAUGUACAAUGUUGGUGAUCCUCUGAAGUUUCCAGAGUUCAAUUUUGCAGAGCCAGAUCUUGAACAACAGAACAUCAGUAGUUUAGGAGAUAAUUAGGCAUUGUUUUUUUAAAUACGUUAAAUUGGUUGUGAAAUUAAAAUUAAGUUCAUGUUGUA